UGCGCUGCCCUGCCGCCCUCUCGUUCGCUACUUAGCAUUUCCUACCAACCACAAUUCCUUUCUAUCUUUAACCGGUCCUACCAAACCAUCCUCUUCCACCCUUUGUCACUCUUUUUGUGUGUUUGUGUGUUUGAUUCGUUUCCUUCUCUCCACGGUAGCAGCGGCAACGGCAUCAACAGCAGCAGCAGCAUCACUUCAGUCUUGGAAGAGAAGUGGAAGAAGAGAAAAAAAAGGAAACAAAGCUAUCGCGUUAUCGAGCAUCCAAAAUGGCUGUGGGAACAGUUCUCGUCACCGGUGGUACUGGCUACAUUGGCUCCUUCACCACCCUCGCCCUUCUCGACAACGGCUACGAUGUCGUCAUUGUCGAUAGUCUCCUCAAUUCGUCCAAGGCCGCCUUAGACCGCAUCGAGCUUAUCUGCGGCAAGCGUCCCACCUUCUACCAGGUCGACAUCACAGAUGAGGCCGGCCUCGACGAUGUGUUUUCCAAGCACCCCGACAUCGACAGCGUCAUUCACUUUGCCGCCCUCAAGGCCGUUGGCGAGUCUGGCGAAAUCCCACUGGAGUACUACCGUGUCAAUGUCGGCGGCAGCAUCACCCUGCUCCGCUCCAUGGCCAAGCACAAUGUCUCCAACAUUGUCUUCUCGUCCUCCGCCACUGUCUACGGUGAUGCCACCCGUAUUCCUGGCAUGAUCCCCAUUCCCGAGAACUGCCCCAUUGGCCCCACCAACACAUAUGGUCAUACAAAGGUGAUGAUUGAGACCGUCAUUAGCGACCAUAUUGAAGCCGAAAGGAGGAAGGCCAAAAAGGCGGGCAAGCCCUUCGAGCAGUGGAACGGCGCUUUGCUCCGCUACUUCAACCCUUGCGGUGCUCAUCCCAGCGGUAUCAUGGGCGAGGACCCUCAAGGUGUUCCUUACAACCUCUUGCCUUUGCUUGGCAAGGUAGCGACUGGGGAGAGAGACAAGCUUUUGGUAUUCGGUGACGACUACGCCUCCAAGGAUGGCACUGCGAUUCGCGACUAUAUCCAUGUCCUUGACCUUGCCAGCGGUCACCUUGCCGCCCUCAACUACCUCCGCGAAAAGAAGCCUGGUGUCAAGGCCUGGAACCUUGGCUCCGGUCGUGGCAGCACAGUCUUCGAGAUGAUCAAGGCUUUCAGCAAGGUUGUCGGUCGUGACCUGCCCUACCAGGUUGUCGACAGGAGACUCGGCGAUGUGUUGGAUCUGACUGCCAACCCCGCGCUUGCCAACGAGGAGCUCCAGUGGAAGACAAAGCUCACCCUGGAGGACGCAUGCGCCGAUCUAUGGCGCUGGGUGGAGAACAACCCCAAGGGUUACCGACAAGAUCCGCCGGCCGAGCUCUUGGAGAAGCUCAAGGCCAGCAAGGCCGUCAAGAACUAAAAGGGGCUCUCGGGCUCUUCACUGCUUUACGACCACCCUUUUAUUCUUGUUUUUUUUUUUUUUUUACCUUCACACUUAUUACAUUCUGGCUUCUAUCGUUUUGGGGCUUCUGGGUCGCAUCACACUGUUUUAACAAUUCCCCCUUUGCUUUAUUCCCCCCCUUUUUUUUCUGUUACGACUGUGUUAUGAUUUCUUCCGCUACGUUGCUACGUAUUGCUCAAGUUCAUGACACCCCCUCCGAUUGAACGUAAUCAACCUCAUAGAUAGCAUCUCAUAGAAGAAUACCGAGGUGAAAGUCUGCAUGAAUUCUGCAUGCCGU
This is a messenger RNA of Neurospora crassa OR74A, 1713 nucleotides long. RefSeq names its product GAL10. Lineage: Eukaryota; Fungi; Ascomycota; Sordariomycetes; Sordariales; Sordariaceae. The transcript has 4 exons. Gene Ontology annotation, molecular function: UDP-glucose 4-epimerase activity. Bases 267 to 1394 code for a protein of 375 amino acids. The record is from RefSeq and is a predicted model, not a curated record. Gene Ontology annotation, cellular component: cytosol. Gene Ontology annotation, biological process: beta-D-galactose catabolic process via UDP-galactose, Leloir pathway.